AUGUUAUUAUUUGAGAUCAUUUCUCAUACAAAUUAUCAAGAUUAUCAGAAAAAUAUUCAUUUAAUAAAAUUAAUUAAGCUUUUGAUGAUUAUUAUUCUUUAAGUUUAAGACCUCAUUUAAAAGUAGAAACAUUGGGAGCUUAUAUUUGGGGAUGUUAAGUGAAUAUUGAUAAAGAAUUUGCAAUUAUUAAUUUAAGUAAGUAGAAAACUUUAAUUAUCUAGAAUAGCUAAAGUUCUAUUAAAUAUAGUUAUUGAUCUGUAUAAUUUGUAAUUCUCUAGUAGUGAUGAAUUAGCCAUACCAAAUUAAUUUAAAUUUAUAGGAAUAGAGUCGGGGAUUAAAGUUGAUUUUUUAAAUUUUGGUUUUAAGAUAAAAAGUAUAACCUAACUAAUUUUGUUGAAUGGACAGUCAAAAAUUAUGUUAAUCCUAUUUUAUUGA
Paramecium primaurelia is the source of this 435-nucleotide messenger RNA. Lineage: Eukaryota; Ciliophora; Oligohymenophorea; Peniculida; Parameciidae. The record is from the annotation of a GenBank genome assembly.